Molecule: messenger RNA, 1364 nt
Organism: Eupeodes corollae
Lineage: Eukaryota; Metazoa; Arthropoda; Insecta; Diptera; Syrphidae
Product: serendipity locus protein delta
Exons: 1
Coding region: 73-1155 (360 amino acids)
Biological process (GO): regulation of transcription by RNA polymerase II
Cellular component (GO): nucleus
Molecular function (GO): RNA polymerase II cis-regulatory region sequence-specific DNA binding; DNA-binding transcription activator activity, RNA polymerase II-specific
Source: RefSeq, a predicted model, not a curated record
CAGAGGCAGACCUACUUUUGAAAACAGCUCAAAUAAACAACAAACAAAAAUUAAUAUAAAAAAGAGUAAAACAUGAAAACAAAGUGUAUUUUAUGUAAAAUUCGAAUUGCCCCUAAUUUGGGCUAUUAUAAUAUUGGCGAAACGAAAAUAGAAUUUUCAAAGAAAACUAUUAAAAACAUACUCUUUCACCUCUCGAAAUGCAUAAAAGCGGAUUACUAUUUUGAAGAUAGCUCUUGUGUUUGUAAUUUCUGCUACGAAAAACUAGUGAAAUAUGAUGAAAUAAUGAUAAAGCUAUUGAAUUGCCAAAAAGAACUAUCAAAAAUGCUGGAAGAUUCUAUUAAGACCUUAGAGAUCGACGAUAGUGACGAAGACAUUAGAGAUGAUGACAAUACCAGCAAUUUCUCGGCACAUAACGAUAGUGAUAGCAUGAGCGAUUCCAAUCAGGAAUUCCUAGACGAUUCCACUUCUGAACACACAAACCGUUCAUUUGAAUGUUCCAUUUGUAAUAAAACCUUGAAAACCAAACACUCUCUAAGAAAUCAUUUAGAUACUCAUAAAACUGAAGUCAAAUGCAAAAUUUGUGGCGCACUGUGCAGAGAUGAAGAAUACCUCGAGUUACAUAUGAACAUCCACGAAGGAAAAACAGAAAACGAAUGUCGCUACUGCCCUAAACGGUAUUCCCGUCGUUCCAACGUAAUACGUCAUAUGCAAUUCCAUUGGGAUAAAAAGAAAUUUCAGUGUGAAAAAUGCGGCCUUCGAUUCUCACAAGCCCACAUUCUUUACAAUCACAAAAUGGUGCACGAAGCCGAAGAACAACCUAUAAUAUGCCAAAUUUGUGAACAGUCUUUUAAAUCGAAAAAAACUUUCAGGCACCAUAUGAUAACCCAUCAAGAAGAUCGCCCAAUGCAUCCUUGUGAAAUUUGUGGGAAGAAAUUUACCGAAAGGUACACCUUGAAGAUGCAUUUAAAAACACACACCGCUGGUAGGGAGGAGGAACCGGAGACACCAAAGAAAAUAAAUGCCCAACCCAAAAGAUUCCCUUGCAUUAUAUGUGAAAAAGUGUUAACCACAUUGGAGAGCCUGGAAAACCAUCGUGCAAAAGAACACGAUGUUAUUUGUUCUGAAACUAUUUUCGUACAGUUUAACAAUGUUUAAUUAUUGUUUUCGCUUAGAAAAUUUGUAUUUCUAAACAAUAAUCUGCGUCUAGAAUCUAAAGCUAAUGUAAAAAAACUUCUCAGGGCUUUGUUUAAAUUUCUGAUAUCACAGAGAUUUUGAAAACUAAUUUUAACUUGAUUUAUUUAAAAGUAAUUAAAAAAAUGUACAUACAAAUAUAAAUUGAUGUAUUUAUGUAAUAAAAAAAUUGU